Brassica napus (rape) is the source of this 1246-nucleotide messenger RNA. RefSeq names its product UPF0725 protein At3g19520. The transcript has 6 exons. The record is from RefSeq and is a predicted model, not a curated record. Lineage: Eukaryota; Viridiplantae; Streptophyta; Magnoliopsida; Brassicales; Brassicaceae. Bases 147 to 1121 code for a protein of 324 amino acids.
AAAUUCGAAGUAGAAAAGGAAAUAUAUAAAAAUAUUUUGGGAAAUAAGGAAAAAAAAGGAAAAAAGCAACGAUAGAACAUACCGGUAUAUUAAUAUAUAUAGGUUCUGUAAUAUAGAUAGGGGAAAACUGACCUAAAUCGAGCACGAUGUUAUCUGGUAUUCCUGUUCAAGAUAGCCAGCAGUUCAUCAUUGGGCCAAUGAAUUAUUGGGAUCAAGUGAGGGAAUCAGGGGGUUUUGAUAUCGAACAUAUCACAGCACCUCAAAAUACAUGCGGACUCAUGCCUUACGAUUGUGAAAACGAGAGGAUUAGGUAUCCUAAUCGUGUGUUGGUCAAUCUUUACGCUAGACUCGGUCUCCAUCGUUACAACCUCUCUGAGGGAACAAAUUUAGAGUUUCACCACUUGAAGAAAUUCAACACGAGUAUGACUUUGAUCUCCUCGUACCGCAUCACUUUGGUCGCUUAUGAUCCAGCUACCAAUUCGCUAGUAACCUUUCUGGUUGGACUCUCUGAGCAAAUGUAUGGUCGUUUGAAUUUGAUGGUCUUCAUUGCUAGACCUCAAGCUAAUAGUCCUAGUCCUCUCUUUAAAGAAGCUGUUUGGCCACAGCUUGGUAUCACCAAUGACGCAUAUUAUGACAAGGGAUCCCCUUUCUGGCCGACAGAUUUUGAUGAUACAGAACGAUUCUACCUGCUGAAGGAUCCAGAGAUACAAGGCAACGAUUGGAUUCGUCUAUACUUGGAACUUGCUCUUUGUUCAAAUGAUAGGAACAUUCCCGAAUGGCAUGUAUCCCAGCUACAGAUUGUGAGAGUUGCAGUGGAAACUAUUCAAUAUGUGGUUGUCUCAAAUGUCAAUUUCUACAUAACGUUUAAAGGCUUGCCUGUGGCUCAGGUUGGUGAGGAUGGUGAGCAUGUUGAGCGCAAAGUCAUUGUCAGAAGGUUUGUGGAUCUUUCUACCGGAUACUUCACUCUCAAGGGUGGGUUUGGGUUUUCGGUCGGAGAAGUCGCUAGUGAGGGCCCUAUGACUCGCCUCCGGAACAUGGAAGAAAUUCGCGCUGACCUGAGGCUGCACCCUACGACUCGCCCAUGUCCAGCCAUCCCCAUUGCUGAUUGGUGGAAAAGCUAGAUUAUUAACCUCUACAGGUCUUUCUGCUAAAUAAUUGACUCUCUUUUUUUUUCCCAACUGAAUUUUAUUAGAACAAAGGCCUAAGCCCAUAAAACCAUACAAAGACCCAAAGGUCCAAACACAAA